AUGUCCGACCGCGAGCCAGAACAGGCAGAGGCCUCCGGUUCGAGACCACGAACGCCCCCGCCAUCCUCGCCAGUCCAAAUCGACAUCGCCAGACUCGAGAACGAUCUAAUACCAUCUCCGCCCGCAAGUGCCACUCAAAGAUUUGGCGGUACCUCAGCUCCUUCAUCCAGCGUCAGCAAUGUCGACGGAUCAGCCCGCGUGUACCGCUUCCCGAAUGACCUGCCGCCCCGCUUUGAAGGAUCGCCGACGAACCCGGAUCCCAACGAGCGCGUGGUCACAGUCCGUGACCUCCGAACAAAGUCUUGCUGGAUCUGCUCCGAAGACGACGAGGACCCUCUCCCCUCUUCCUCACAGUCGUCAUCAUCCUCUGCCGCAUCUUCAAGGCCAAAGCGAUUCGUCCACCCGUGCAAGUGUACACUCGUAGCACACGAAAGCUGCCUCCUCCGCUGGAUCGACCAGAGCAAACGCAAUCAUCCCCUUCAGGACCAUGUCACGUGUCCGCAGUGCAAAGCCCCUUACAUUCUCAUCAACAACAAGACGCCUUUGCUCAAGGUCUUCGAGUUCUUCGACAAGAUCGUCACGCGGGUCGAGCCGUACGGCGCCGUCGCUGUGGUGGGAGGAUCGGUGCUGAUCGCAUGCACGACGUACGGAUGCGUAGCGAUCCGCAUGUUCCUAGGCAAGGAUGCUGCUAGCAGGGCAUUGGCAUCUCCCUGGCCGUGGCACUACUGGAUCGACAUCCCGCUCAUUCCCUUCGCGUUGAUCGCAUCUCGGCUCAACGUCUUUGAAAGCGCAAUGACGUGGGUACCGACACUGGUCGCCUUUCCGAUCACCAGUAUUCCCAUGGUCACAGCGACUGCGGCGCACGGUCGGCUGUUCGAGCGCUACGUCGAGUCGAGCGCCUUCAAUGCUCGUGCGUAUCCGCCGGGCCCCGCGCUGACAGCGCUCCUCAUCCCUUGGAUCCGCGCGUUCUACCUUGCGCUCAAACGCAGAGUCUACCGCACGGUGCUCAAGCCCUUCUACUCGGGUCAACGGUCAGAUGGCUCGACUCGAAGCACUGGCACUCGACGCAAUAGACGCAGAGUCAUUAUUGUCGGCGAUCCCGACAGCUACUUGGUCGACGGUGAUGCACCUCUGGGCGCGCAGCCCAUGCCGGACGGCAUCGGUGGACCAGUGGCCCAGGUGCGGGAUGACCGCGCAACGGACGACGACAGUCCAACUCAAACGGUCUACGUAACGCACCACUCAUUCGCUCGUCUCUGCCUGGGCGCCCUCAGUCUGCCAUUCGUGGCCAAUCUCAUGGGUCGCGUUCUAGCCCGUCUGGCACGCCUCUCGCCUCUCCUCGCCCGCUUCUUGGGCAUGAGAAACGUCGUACCCGCCACAUCCAUCCUCUCGUCCUUCUACACGACCAAAGCCACGCCCACCUCUUCCGACGCAACGCCGUCUCCCAUCGCAUCGCUCUUCCGCGGCCAACUGCCGCUGUUCGACCGUCAACCUCCGAGCUACGAGGAGGACACCUUCGCCGACCGCCUCACACUGCUCGGCUCCUCGACGAGGUACGACGACCUCGACCCCGUGUGGUUCCGCAACGCCGUCGGCGCUGGACUGUAUAUUCUCGUCAAGGAUGCGGGGAGUCUGCUCUAUCGCUAUUUGCGAUUGAGUCAGCGGGAUAGGACAACGAUUAAGGAUCUUCCGUUUCAGAGCGGACUCGUGUCAGGUCUCGAUCUGCGCGAUUGA
Molecule: messenger RNA, 1734 nt
Organism: Kalmanozyma brasiliensis GHG001
Lineage: Eukaryota; Fungi; Basidiomycota; Ustilaginomycetes; Ustilaginales
Product: Zinc finger, RING-CH-type
Exons: 1
Coding region: 1-1734 (577 amino acids)
Molecular function (GO): zinc ion binding
Source: RefSeq, a predicted model, not a curated record